AUGUCGGACGCCUGGGUCCGCCGCCUCUCCCCCGCCUUGCUGCUCGGCCUGCUGGCCGGCCUCCACCAGGCUGCCGCAGGAUGUGGCCCCUUAUUCUGCCCCGAAGGAUUCGAAUGCUGCGGGAACACCUGCUGCCGGGAGAAUGGGCUCUUCUCCGGCCCCUUUAGGGUCAUCAUCAUCGUCUUCCUGGUCUUGAUGCCAAUCAUGUGCAUGUGCGGCCUGGCCAGGAGCUUCUGCCGGCGCUGCAAUGAGCAGGAACCGGACCCCCUGGUGGAUCACAUGAGGCCCCCAGAACAGCCCCCCGUCGCCCCCACAGAGAGGGUCACCGUGGUGCCCAUCCCUGAGCCCCCACCUUCCUACAGUGAGAUUAUUCUGAAGCCGGACCUGGGCCUGCCCCCCAUGGAGCCACCUCCUCCCUACAGCCUCAGGCCUGAAGACCAUCCUGGGGGCCCCAGAGGCAUCGACAACCCAGCCUUCUGA
Molecule: messenger RNA, 480 nt
Organism: Pipistrellus nathusii (Nathusius's pipistrelle)
Lineage: Eukaryota; Metazoa; Chordata; Mammalia; Chiroptera; Vespertilionidae
Source: the annotation of a GenBank genome assembly